This is a messenger RNA of Elephantulus edwardii (Cape elephant shrew), 1098 nucleotides long. RefSeq names its product family with sequence similarity 187, member B (gene FAM187B). The coding region runs from base 1 to 1098 and encodes 365 amino acids. The record is from RefSeq and is a predicted model, not a curated record. The transcript is spliced from 2 exons. NCBI's taxonomy places the organism in Eukaryota, Metazoa, Chordata, Mammalia, Macroscelidea, Macroscelididae.
AUGCUCACCACCCUGGGGCUGCUGCUCAGCUUCACUCUCCCCGCGCUGGGUUUCCACUUCUCCAUCAGCUGCCCUAGCGGCCAGCAGUGCCGGAGGGCCCUGCUCUCGGGCAAUGACGUCUUCUUGCGCUGCAACUCCACCGGGGCCCAGUGGCAGUACCUCCCACAAGAGGAGACCAGCUGGUCCACCAAUAUUGCCAGUGUCCCCAACGUGCGCGUGAUGCCCAAGGGCAGCAUCCUCCUGAAAAGUCCACUGCCCUACCAGACUGGCCUCUACAGGUGCCUCAAUGAGAAUGGCAGCCCAGUGACGCAGUAUGAGAUUGACUUCCAGGACGUCACUGCCUUGCACAUUACCCACAAAGGCCUGGGUCAAGACCCCCUGCAGAAUGAGACCCUGAACCUGGGAAGCGAGGUAGUCAUCUUCACCCACUGGGAGCCCUGGCAGGAUUGUAAUCGUUGUGGGGAGCUUGGCGAGCGUAAACGCCUGGGAUACUGCUACAUACAAGAGCCCUUGGAGGAGGCCUCCCCCUGCUGGCUCUACCUGGGGGAGCUGAAGGUGCAGGCCAGCCGCCUAAAGCCUGAACUACAAAUAGAAAGCUGCUUUAACCAGUGCAAUUCUUCCCAGCAUGUCGGUGUGUCCUAUGUCACCUUUGACAGCUUCAAGCUUGAUGAGGAGUCUGAAUCUGUGUGGCUCACCUGCCCCUUCGGAUCCAUCUACAGGCCUGUCACCUGGGAAGCUGACGGCAUACCCUUGACGUGGCACGGCCAGCUCUCCGGCUGGGACUUUAACACCAUCCUGGACCCCACCAAUGGUGGUGGGAAGCUGCAGAUCUUCCAGCCGGCCAUCUACACAUGCUUUGUGCAGCAGGAGCUCAUGGCUCGGUUCAAUCCCAUGUCCAUCCCGCAGGUCCAGACAAGAGAGAGGGUUAGGCAGCAGCAGAAGGCAGGCGAGGCUCAGCAAGGGAAGGCCGACUCAGUCCUCAAGGGGCUGAAGCUGAUGCUGCUCGUAGGCACGACCCUGGUUGUGACGGGGGCACUUGUCAGGUUCCUCCGCCCUCCCCGGAGCAAAAGAUGUGAUCAGGUGCCGCUGGUAAAUUAA